AUGUCUACCACCAACUCCAUCAAACAAGCUGCAGAAGCAGCAAGAAACAAAACAUCAGAAGCAAUGGAAACUACCAAACGUUUUGCCGAAUCUGCCAAAGCAGAUCCCAUGGCCGUUAAAAACGACAUCCUCCAUACUCCCUUCAUGCGUGCUGCUCUCCCCUUCAUCAACGGUGGUCUUGCAGGCAUGACAGCCACCACCGUCAUCCAACCCAUCGAUAUGAUAAAAGUACGUCUCCAACUCGCCGGGGAAGGAAUCCGCACCGGUCCCAAACCAACUCCAUUAUCCGUCACGCGGGAAAUUCUUGCUUCGGGUAAAGCACUCGACCUCUACACUGGUCUCAGCGCAGGCCUCCUCCGCCAAGCCGUCUACACCACCGCUCGUCUUGGCUUCUUCGACAGUUUCAUGAACACCCUCUCCGCUCGCUCAAAAGCAAACAAUACCACCAUUGGUUUCAAAGAACGCGCCGCGGCAGGUCUCACAGCGGGUGGCUUAGCAGCUAUGAUAGGCAACCCUGCAGAUCUCGCACUCAUCCGUAUGCAAUCCGAUGGAUUAAAACCCCUAUCCCAACGCAAAAACUACAAAUCUGUCAUCGAUGCCCUAACAUCCAUCACGAAAUCCGAAGGCAUCACGGCUCUCUGGGCUGGAUGUGCACCGACGGUUGUGCGAGCCAUGGCACUUAAUUUCGGACAACUAGCAUUUUUCUCCGAAGCCAAAUCACAACUCAAGACACAUACGCAAUGGAAUCCAAAGACACAAACACUUACCGCGUCGGCCGUCGCAGGAUUUUUCGCAAGUUUCUUCAGUCUGCCAUUUGAUUUUGUGAAGACGAGGUUACAGAAACAGGGGAGAGGGAAGGAGAGGAUUUAUAAAGGGAUGGGAGAUUGUUUUUUGAAGGUUGCGAGGGAAGAGGGUAUGUUGAGGUUUUAUAGAGGUUUCGGUACGUAUUAUGUGAGGAUUGCUCCCCAUGCUAUGGUUACAUUGAUUGUAGCGGAUUGGUUGGGGUUUAUUACUAAGUGA
Molecule: messenger RNA, 1020 nt
Organism: Sclerotinia sclerotiorum 1980 UF-70
Lineage: Eukaryota; Fungi; Ascomycota; Leotiomycetes; Helotiales; Sclerotiniaceae
Exons: 1
Coding region: 1-1020 (339 amino acids)
Biological process (GO): transmembrane transport
Molecular function (GO): oxoglutarate:malate antiporter activity
Source: RefSeq, a predicted model, not a curated record